AUGGAGCUUCAACGAAGGAAUAAUAAUUGAUAGUAUAUUAAAGUUUAUUCAGUUAAGUUUUAUGAAAUAUAACGAACGUGUACAGGUAUUCUAUUGAGUAAAUUAUAAAAAUCGAGACUGCUUAACGACAACUUUACAUUUUUUUAAUUGUAAAAAAUGAACGUUACAAGUAAUACCAAUAAAUUACGAUAUAAAAUCAAAGUUAGUGGUUUACCUAGGUUUUAUUCGUUAAUGGAUCCAUUAUUACAAGAGUUCUUAAAAAUGAUCAACGAUGAAUUAUUUUUGAACUGCAUUCAUGCCAGGUAUAGUAAAAAGGGAAAUGCGUGGCUAUAUUUAACAUUUUCAACUGAAAUCGAACAAGUUGCUGCUUUGAAGUUUUUGAAAAAGUACAAUUGGAAAGGAAGAUCACUCAUAAGUACACUAGUUACUGCUGAUAGACCAAAAAUGAAUGGAAACUUAAAAAUUGAAGAGGAAAAUUGUUCAUCUAAAAAACUUAAAUUAGAAAUAUCACUCACUGAACAGGUGUUAAUGUCUAUUAUUCCUUAUCAUAGUAUUGAUUACGAAGAACAACUUAGAAAAAAAAGUGAAGAAGCUAGAAUUCUAUUUCGUCGUUUGGAAACAAUCAUUGAAAGAAAACAACCUCAUUUGGCGGAAUGGUGUACAGCCCGAAAACGUUUGCUGAACAGUGAUUUAGCUUUUGAAAUAUCUCCAAUAAUACCUUCGAAUAAAAUUGAUCAUUAUCGAAAUAAAUGCAAAUGGAAUGUUGGAAUAAAUCCCGAUUGUGGCUUAGUAGCGGUUGGGCCGAGAGUGAAAGGUUUGAUGGAUGGAAUCCAUUAUGUCGGUCCACCGGAUUGCCUGAGAAAUUUGCCAAUACCAAUGAUUACUUUAGCAAAGAAAUUUGAAGAAUUUUUGAGAAUUAAUGGUGAAGAUUGGAAAAUCUGGCGAAAUAUGAUGAUACGUAUGAACGAACAUGGAGAGGUCAUGUUGUCAAUAAUUUUAAAUCAGCACAACUUUAGUGAUUUAAAACUAAUGAAAAUAAAAUCUUCUAUCUUAAAGUGGUUUACAGAAGCUAUUACUGAAAACGUUGUUUCUCUAUAUUUCCAAAUUUACAGUGAUAAAUUUUCAGCUGCUUGUGUUGAUAAACCAUUUGAAGGUGAAUUAUUAUGGGGUCAAAAAUUUCUAAUAGAAAAAUUAUUGGAUUUGUCACUGGAAAUUUCUCCAGCUACAUACUUCCGUUUAAGCAGUUUGGGUGCUGAAGAAUUAUGUAAAGUGGUAGCUGAUUUGGCUAAUGUUGACGAAUAUACAACAGUACUCGAUUUAUUUUGUGGAUCGGGAUGUUUAGCUUUAACUUUAGCCAAGAAAUGUAAGAAAUUAGUGGGAAUAGAACUUAUUAAAGCAAAUAUAGAUGACGCAAAGAGAAACGCCGCUAGAAAUGGAAUACAUAAUUGUGAGUUUAUUGCUGGUCGAAUAGAAGAUAUCUUAGAUUCCGUUUUAGAGAAGUUAAAGGGGUGUAAAGUAACUGUAAUAAUGGACCCUCCAUUAUCAGGAAUCAAUACAGGAUUAGUGAGGACUAUUCGAAAGUUCAAAGAGGCCACCAAUUUAAUUUAUGUAUGUUCAAAUCACAAAUUGCCAUUAAAAAAUUUGCUUGAUUUAUCGUUUGUUGUACAAUACUGUCAAAAGUCAAUUGAUUCAGAUCCUUUCCUUCCUCUUCGUGUUGUUCCUAUAGAUAUGUGUCCACAUAGUCUUCGAUCGGAACUUGUACUACAUUUUAAAAGAUUUAGUGCACAAGAAAUAUUAUUGAUAUCAAAUCACUGCGGUAAAAAACUUACACGUACUUAUGGGUAUCAUAAACGAUAUAAGACAUCUUUUUGUCAUAAAAAUCAAUUAACUUCACCUCUGACUCAAAAUACUCCAUCAUCAUCAGGAAAUCAUGGACUAUUAAAUUACAUAAAAAAAAUUGAAGAACGAGCGUAUCAAGAAGGAUUAGUUGAAGGGUUAGAGAGAAAAGCAUUUCAAAUGGGAUAUGCCAGAGGAAUUCAAACUGCUCUUGUAAAUGAUAACAACAAAAAUGAUGAGUGUGGUUACAGUUCUUUUUGAUUUUUAAAAUCUCUUAAUUUUUUUUUUGUAAUAAAAAUAAAAUAAUGUUAUUCAUUUCAUUGUUUAAAUUAGUUUUUUGGGAUUUGUUUUAUCGUAUUAAACAUAUAGUUUACGAUAAAAUAAAAUUUAUAAUUAUAUAUAUACAUAUGUAUAUAUAUAUGAAAAUCAUACACUA
This is a messenger RNA of Daktulosphaira vitifoliae (grape phylloxera), 2272 nucleotides long. Its product is annotated as tRNA (uracil-5-)-methyltransferase homolog B-like. The transcript has 9 exons. The record is from RefSeq and is a predicted model, not a curated record. Gene Ontology annotation, molecular function: RNA methyltransferase activity. Lineage: Eukaryota; Metazoa; Arthropoda; Insecta; Hemiptera; Phylloxeridae. Gene Ontology annotation, biological process: RNA processing. Bases 157 to 2097 code for a protein of 646 amino acids.